AUGCUUGCAGCAAAGUCGCGUCUAUCUUAUCUCCUGAGAGACAGUCGCUGCCUACGCUGCCAACUCCAGGCCUCCAGGGGUCCUCUGGCCAGUCUCCGCUAUGCCAGCAAUAAAAGCACAGCAGCCCGUUCAACGGAACAACCACCGUCACCAUCGGAGAACUCCUCCCAACCCGAGAUAGGAGCACCUCUCUUACUCGACCGACCGCUUGGCCUUUCAUACCCUCCAUUUCCGGGGCAAAAUACCGGAGUCGACAAGCGCUCGUUGCAAGAACGUCGUGAUGAUUUUGUCGACCGCGAGAAACAUAUUGCGCGACGGAAUGAGCUAAAAAAGGAGUUUAUCAAGCCCUACUUUAGAGAAUGGACCAACUUGAAAUAUAAUGAAGGCAAGACAUUCCGAUCAAAUCCACGGUUAUUCAAAAGAGAGCUGGCGCUAUUCUUCCCCAAUCUCUACGGCAUCACCCUCGCAUCGCAAAACAAACCCAAAGACACAACGACGAUCACGCGGGGGAAAAUCUCUGUCAUCAGCUUGUUCUCCAGUCUAUGGGCCGAACAGCAAGUCGCCACAUUCACAGAUGUGAAACAGAACCCGGGUCUUUUUGAGGCGCUUGCCACCGAUAAGACAUCCAUAGCACAGAGGAUAUCAAUCAACGUGGAAGAGAGCGCACUGAAAGCGUGGUUGGUGAAGAAGUUCAUGUGGAGAAUGCGACAACAGCUGCCCGUUGAACAACAUGAUCGGUAUUUCCUAGUGCAAAAGGGCAUGACCAAUGCGAUUAAAGAAGCAAUCGGGAUGCUCAACAGCAAAGUCGGCUACGUCUAUCUCCUAGAUGAUGCCGGACACAUCCGAUGGGCUGGAAGUGGAUCUGCAGAGCCUGAUGAGAAGGAGUCGCUGAAUGCCGGUCUUCUAAAAUUGAUUCGUGAGAAAAGUACUCCUAUCAACACCAAAGGGAAAAAACCAGGCAAGCCCAAGCCUAGAGUGAUUCCGCAUCAAAACGUGGCAGGAAAUCCUUGA
This is a messenger RNA of Talaromyces rugulosus, 1011 nucleotides long. RefSeq lists its product as uncharacterized. Gene Ontology annotation, cellular component: mitochondrial inner membrane. NCBI's taxonomy places the organism in Eukaryota, Fungi, Ascomycota, Eurotiomycetes, Eurotiales, Trichocomaceae. The record is from RefSeq and is a predicted model, not a curated record. Gene Ontology annotation, biological process: mitochondrial proton-transporting ATP synthase complex assembly. Bases 1 to 1011 code for a protein of 336 amino acids. The transcript has 2 exons.